This is a messenger RNA of Aspergillus nidulans FGSC A4, 1402 nucleotides long. RefSeq names its product DUF3844 domain-containing protein. Lineage: Eukaryota; Fungi; Ascomycota; Eurotiomycetes; Eurotiales; Aspergillaceae. The transcript has 4 exons. The coding region runs from base 175 to 1359 and encodes 394 amino acids. The record is from RefSeq and is a predicted model, not a curated record.
CUGAUUUGAACAUGCCAUAAUCUUUACUCUCCUAAUUGCAACCACUUGCGAAAAUUGUACUCACAUACUCAGCUAUAUUCUUGAUAGCUGUUUUCUGACGAACUCUAUUUGGGUUCGAGAGAAGCAGCACUUGCCGAACCCUUGGCCAUAUUGCACAGCUCCCAUCAUCUCAAUAUGCGGUCGGUCUUCAGCUUCUUGACCACGAUAGGCGCCAUCUCUGUGGGAGCUACCGCUUUGGAAGCUUCUGUUAUCACUUUUGGGUCAGUAACUCAAAAGCAGGGCCUGAAAUCUCCAGAUAUAUCAAGCGCCACUCUCCUACAGCUAUUGGAGCUUCGGACCAAAUCACCCACCACGUCAUCUUUGCAGAGCUCGGAUGAGGAAAAUCUUGAGUUCUUGAACAGAUUGGCAGGUCCGCCUACACGUUUGUUUGGUGCGCCCGCUGCGGAUGGAGGAUUAGAUACACUCCUAGUCGUGCUAGAAGGUCUGACUGACGAAAUUGGGAGGUCAAUUCAGGCUGAAUAUCAAGAUGAACUGCUAAUCACUGAAUUCGUCACGGGUUCUGCGGAAGAUACUUUUCUCGAUUACAUUCUGGAGGCCAGGCUUGAAGGCAUAGUCAGCCCGGAAAGCAAGCGCUGCUCACUCACCUCUGAUAGCAAUGAGGGUUUUGUCAUGUCAUGUCUUCCUGCCAACUUCAAUUUAACCCUUGGUAGUGGGUUUCUCGGUCAAAUCACUAGUGGCGAGUCUUGGAUCGAUAAUCGCAAAGAACUUGUGGUUAUGCAUAUCGCCUUCAAGGGCAGUACGGCUUACAUAAACGAUCUGAAAGCAUUCUUGUCUGGUUUGCGUUCACUGUCACUAAAUGGCAGGAGGGUGACUGCUGUCGCUCUGCCCGAUCUAAACGCAUCGCAGAAGCUGUCUCGUACGCGGCGGGCACCGGAACACACGGCGCUUGACACCACUUUUAGUUGGGAUAGGGACGAGCGGCUCAUGAUAGCUGAUCAACACGCACAAGCGUCGCUCUCCCUUGGCCCCGUUUGUUACGCGUCGAAUUCUUCUUGCAAUGAUGCGACAGACACUUGCUCGGGACAUGGUGCCUGCUACGAGAAAUCCGGUGGCUGCUAUGCUUGCCUUUGCCACGAUACAUAUGUUAAGACCGCAAGUGGAACGGAGCGGAAGAUACGAUGGGGGGGCUCUGCUUGCCAGAAAAGGGAUAUUAGCAGCCCGUUCUUUCUCAUCAUGGGGGUCACUGUAGCAGUACUGUUGGCGGUCAUUUCUGCUAUUGCGAUGAUAUUUGGUAUAGGGAACGAUGAAUUACCAGGCGUUAUCAGUGCUGGUGUGGGAACUGUUAGGGCACAGAAGUAGGGUCUCAAAACACAUACCGUCGGCGCUGAUGCUGGCAAUCAUG